AUGCUCCUGCUGGCCGUGGGCGACCCCGCCGCCGCCAUGGAGCCCCCCGCCCCGGCCCUGGUCAUCCGCAUCCGCAUCCCGGACGGCGGCGCCGUCGACUGGACCGUCCACCCCGCGCCCCAGCUGCUCUUCAGGGACGUCCUGGAUGUGAUCAGUCAAGUUCUUCCUGAUGCAACCACAACAGCUUUUGAAUAUGAAGAUGAGGAUGGUGAUCGGAUUACUGUUCGAAGUGAUGAAGAAAUGAAAGCGAUGCUAUCCUAUUAUUACACCACAGUGAUGGAGCAGCAAGUGAAUGGCCAAUUAGUUGUGCCUCUGCAAAUCUACCCAAGAGCCUGCAAGCCUCCUGGGAAACGGAACAUACACGGCCUGAAGGUAAAUACGCGAGCCGGGUCAGCUAACAAUAGCGCUGCAGCCGUCCCAGAUUCCCUGCCAAGCAAUAGUUUGAAGAAGUCUUCUGCAGAACUGAAGAAAAUAUUAGCUAACGGCCAGAUAAAUGAACAAGACAUACGGUAUCGAGACAUCCUCGGUCACGGCAACGGUGGGACAGUCUACAAAGCAAGCCAUGCCCUCAAUGGGAAAAUUUUAGCAGUAAAGGUGAUCCCUUUAGAUAUUACAUUGGAACUGCAAAAACAGAUCAUGUCAGAACUAGAAAUUCUUUACAAGUGUGAUUCAUCCUAUAUCAUAGGCUUUUAUGGUGCCUUUUUUGUAGAAAACAGGAUUUCCAUUUGUACUGAAUUCAUGGAUGGAGGCUCUUUGGAUGUGUAUAGAAAAAUUCCAGAACAUGUGCUUGGAAGAAUAGCCGUAGCUGUUGUUAAAGGUCUCACGUAUUUGUGGAGCUUAAAGAUAUUACACAGAGAUGUGAAGCCCUCAAAUAUGUUGGUGAACACGAGAGGCCAGGUCAAGUUAUGUGAUUUUGGAGUAAGCACACAGCUGGUGAAUUCCAUCGCCAAGACAUACGUUGGGACAAAUGCGUAUAUGGAGCCAGAACGAAUUUCAGGAGAGCAAUAUGGCAUUCAUUCCGACGUUUGGAGUCUGGGGAUUUCCUUCAUGGAGCUUGCUCUCGGGAGGUUCCCGUAUCCUCAGAUUCAGAAAAACCAGGGAUCUUUAAUGCCUCUCCAGUUACUCCAGUGCAUUGUUGAUGAGGAAUCGCCGGUCCUUCCGGUUGGGGAGUUCUCCGAGCCGUUUGUACACUUCAUCACUCAAUGCAUGAGAAAACAACCCAAGGAAAGACCGGCUCCGGAAGAGUUAAUGGGCCACCUCUUCAUCGUCCAGUAUAAUGACGGGAAUACCGAGGUCGUCUCCAUGUGGGUGUGCCGGAUGUUGGAAGAGAGGCGUUCGCAGCAGCAGCAGGGAUCUCAGUGACCAG
Messenger RNA from Euleptes europaea (tarantolino), 1366 nucleotides. It is a transcript of the gene MAP2K5, whose product is annotated as mitogen-activated protein kinase kinase 5. Gene Ontology annotation, biological process: protein phosphorylation. Gene Ontology annotation, molecular function: protein kinase activity; ATP binding; protein binding. The coding region runs from base 1 to 1362 and encodes 453 amino acids. The transcript has 22 exons. The record is from RefSeq and is a predicted model, not a curated record. Lineage: Eukaryota; Metazoa; Chordata; Lepidosauria; Squamata; Sphaerodactylidae.